GGGAUCUGACAGAUGCCAAAACGGAGAGCAAGGUGGGCUCCCUGCAGCACGAGGUGGAGUGGCAGGCCUACCACAACGUCCUGAAGAGGUCACGCGUGAUGGAGCGCACCAGGUGGAUAGACAUCCGCGGAAAUCACGAUGCCUUCAAUAUUAUGUCGCUGGACAGCAUCAACAACUAUUACCGGAAGUACUCGGCUAAUCAGAAAGUCGGCUCUUUCCACUACGUUCACAAAACUCCCUUUGGCAACUACUCUUUUGUCUGUGCGGAUGCCACCCUGACUCCAGGACCCAAGAGGCCGUACAAUUUCUUUGGUAUUCUCAACCAGACUCAGAUGGACUUGCUGGACACGUUCAGAGCUGAGAGUCUGAAAAGCAACCAGUCGAUCUGGUUUGGCCACUACACCACAUCCACCGUUGUCUCCCCUUCUCCGGGAGUUCGGGACAUGAUGAGAUCUGCAGUUGCCUAUUUGUGUGGCCACCUGCACACACUGGGCGGCCUGAUGCCCGUCCUCCACAGCCGACAUCCCCAAGGCACCCUGGAGCUGGAGCUGGGUGACUGGAUGGACAACCGCCGGUACAGGGUUCUGGCCUUUGACCACGACCUGCUGAGUUUCUCUGACCUGAGGUUUGAGCAGUGGCCUGCAGUGCUCAUUACCAACCCCAAGGACGCGCAGUACCUUCAUCCCGGAGUGGAGCCGCUGGGUCGAAUACGGAGAUCGACACACAUCAGAAUCUUGGCCUUCUCCGAGGCUCCAAUCACAGCAGUGCAUGUGAGUGUGGACGGGGAACCUCUGGGGAAAGGCCACUCUGCCGGAGGUCCUCUGUACGUGCUGCUGUGGGAUCCGUCUCUCUACCUCACUGGACUGCACACCAUCAGAGUUAAAGUGGAGGACGCGGCAGGCCGGUCGUCGGUGCGGGAGCAGCACUUUACUCUGGAGGACGACCUGACUCCUAGCUUUGGUUUCGUGCAGUCCUUCAUCCUCCUCACAGAUCAUUACAUCCUGGGCCGAGUGGUUUUCAUAUUUAUGAUGCUGCUGAAUGUCGGCGUGCUGCUGGCCUUCAGGUUCCUGCGUGUUCCCCCCGGGAGAGGAUUGACCUCUCAAGCCUGUAUGUCGCUCCAUCUGGUCAGUACAAUGGACACCUUCUACUACUCGCUGCUGCUGUUCAACCUGUGUACAGCGUUAGGUCCAUGGUUCAUAGGAGAGCUGAUAGACGGCCAUAGUGGGGCCUGCUUCGCCUUUGGGGUGUUCGUUGAUGGGCACUUCCUGGAGGGCAGUCUCACUUACGUUGUUGGAGUUGUGCAAAUCCUGUUCUUCAACAUGCCCCUCACCUCUUAUCUGUGCUGGAGCCUCCACCACCGUUGCCGUGGCAACACCUUCCAAUCCCACUUCCUGCGGCCGGGCUGCCGCUGGCGGACUCUGGCGGUUCACCUCUUCAUGCUGCUGCUGCUCACUUGGCAGGCCCACUCCUGCUACUUUCUCCUGGAGACCUACGGCCUCAUAGCCUUCUUCCUGUCCCCUGUCCGCACAUGGGCGUUCGGGCUCAGUCUGCUAUUGGUCUACCGCGCCUGGACUGGCCCCGCCCCUCUCCUCCGCGACAACAGCAAGGGCGUCUCUCCCUCUUGACAGUAAUUGCACUGCACCGCCACCAUUCUUC
Morone saxatilis (striped sea-bass) is the source of this 1656-nucleotide messenger RNA. RefSeq names its product transmembrane protein 62 (gene tmem62). The record is from RefSeq and is a predicted model, not a curated record. Lineage: Eukaryota; Metazoa; Chordata; Actinopteri; Moronidae. Gene Ontology annotation, molecular function: hydrolase activity.